This is a messenger RNA of Homalodisca vitripennis (glassy-winged sharpshooter), 3319 nucleotides long. Its product is annotated as protein scarlet-like. Bases 145 to 2076 code for a protein of 643 amino acids. Gene Ontology annotation, molecular function: ATP hydrolysis activity; ABC-type transporter activity; ATP binding. The transcript is spliced from 15 exons. Gene Ontology annotation, cellular component: plasma membrane. NCBI's taxonomy places the organism in Eukaryota, Metazoa, Arthropoda, Insecta, Hemiptera, Cicadellidae. The record is from RefSeq and is a predicted model, not a curated record.
AGAAAUGCAGAAUAUAGACAGCAGGUGGCGGUAAACUGUUGCAGUGCGCUUGCGGUCUUCAAGCCCUACAGAAAGUGAGGAUUUGAAACUGUAAUUUGCCAAUCUUUUAACUACGGACUGGUCAUCGACUUUUUGAAGGUCGCUAUGACUACAAAGAUGAAUCUGGAACUACCAAUAACCCAUAACUCGUCAGACCCAAACGAGGAUUGCCUGAUGGUUGCUGGUAACUUCACCCUGUCCUGGCAUAAUGUAUCUGUCUGGGUCAAGAAGAAGAGUGUGGAGAAGAGCACUUGGUUUCGGCAACACUAUCAAGAUGUGAGGAUAUUAAAUAAAGUGAGCGGGCUGGCAGAGCCAGGAUCCCUUGUUGCAAUCAUGGGACCAAGUGGAGCUGGCAAGACAACAUUACUAGCAACAAUCAGCCAACGACUUCAAGGUGACAUGUAUGGUCAAAUUCUUAUCAACGGAAAUCCAAUAACAAAGCAGCUGAUGACGAGAAUAUCCGGAUUCGUACCACAACAAGAUCUCACUCUUAGAAGUCUCACUGUUCUUGAGCACAUGCAACUUAUGGCUAGGUUAAAAAUGGACAGACGUUUGCAAUCUUCCCAAAGGAACAGACGUGUAAUAACGCUCAUCAACGAGUUAGGACUUGCUAAGUGCAGCAACACUCGGCUGUCUUCUCUCUCCGGAGGGGAAACAAAAAAGGUUUCUCUAGCUGUCCAGAUGUUGACCGAUCCCACCUUGCUCUUCUGUGAUGAGCCGACUACAGGUCUGGAUAGCUACAGUGCAGGCGCAGUAGUAGAGCGACUGCGCAGUCUAGCUGUACGGGGCAAGACCGUAAUUUGCUCCAUCCAUCAGCCCACAUCCGGCAUCUUCGAACUGUUCCACAGUGUCAUCCUUUUGGCACCUGGGGGCGAGCUUGCCUAUCAGGGCGGUCCUCAGCAUGCCCUCGCACACUUCAACAGCCUUAAUAUUGUCUGUCCAACUUCGUACAACUUGGCAGAAUUCUUAGUGUCACAAUUGAAUGUAACAGACGAUCCUGACUCCCAGACGAAAAUACAAAGGAUUUGCUCAAAAUACUUAGAAUCAGAUGUUGGAAAAGAGCAUGAUCGAAAACUGGAAAAGUUGAAACAACGUAAGAAGCAAAACAACAUUAUUGAAGUGAGCAACGGUAUAGCACAUUACGGUGAGCUGGAAGAUGAAUUCCAGAAAUACAUAAAUAUUCAAUCUCCAACAUGGUUCACUCAGCUGUACUGCCUCGUCUGGAGAUCUUUUGUGGAAAUAUUUCGAAAUCCUCAAGAGCAAUUCAUAAGACUGACCUUUUACAUGUUCAUCGGCCUGUUGAUCUCUACUCCUUACGUAGGGCUGUCAGUUGACCAGGCUGGUAUACAGAACAUGCAAGGAUGUCUGUAUCUUGUGGUGGUGGAGACUAUCUUCACCUUCACAUACAGCGUGUUCCACACCUUCCCUUCGGAGAUACCCAUUUUGCUCAGGGAAAUAGGAAAUGGUCUGUACACACCGGGGCCUUACUACAUUUCCAAGAUGAUUGUUCUGUUACCAAGAGCACUACUGGAACCGAUACUCUACUCAGCGAUGGUGUUUUGGAUAGCAGGACUAUUUGGAGGCUUUGCUGGUUUUAUUCAGUUCUGUGUUCCGGUCAUAGCGUGUGCUGUCACUGGCACUGCUUGGGGUUGUCUGAUCUCAGCUACAUUUGAAUCAGUUGCAACUGGUUCUCUCAUCUCUGUGCCAAUAGAGCAGAUUUGUCUCAUGUUUUGUGGUAUCUUCUUGUCAAUAAGUGAUGCACCUAUGUACCUGGUUUGGAUUAAAUACAUCUCAAUGUUCUACUACGGUCUUGAAGCAGUCUCAAUUCAGCAAUGGAGUGAGAUAGAUGAAAUACCAUGUUCGGAGAACAAGAAUGUGCCUUGCAUAUCUUCAGGAAACGAUGUGUUGAAUAACUACGGCUACAGUUCUAACAACUUUAACUUGGAUCUGUUAGGUCUUGGCAUGCUCUACUGCAUCGCUCACAUCAUUGGGUUUGUCUCUUUUAAACAGAGAAGUAAGAAACAGGCUGCCUAUUAGAAGUUCAGGAUUUUGGGUAAAACCGAUGUUUUCCCAUGGCUGUGGGUAACAUGACACGGGUAUUCCUAAAUGUCUCUAGAUAAGAAAUAGAUUAUCAUGUUCUAAGAUAAGAAUGCUUUGAAAUUUAAAAUCUCUACUUAAGAAAUGUCAUCCAUUAAUAACAAUAUCCUUAUUACUACUGUAAAUGUCUGAAAUCAAUCAUUUAUGGUACAUUUUUCAACAUUUAAUGGGCAUUUCACCAAAAGAAAUGCUGUGUGUAAUAACCUGCAUUAUUCAUUUGUAUAAUACAUUAUACCAAUAUUCCUGGAAUGAUAGUUUGUCCAUGUAUUGUUUAAGUUUUCAACCAAUAAUUACAAACCACAUUUUAUAUAUUUCUGUUGCCAUACAUAUUUUAUGGUUCAAAAAGCUCAUAUGGUAAGAGAGCUUCUUAAUUUUAGCACUGUUCCCUUGUAAGUUAUUAGAUAGUUCAUUCUCAGAAUGUUGUUUACUUUAAUGGAAAAAUAAACAACUAAGUAUUAAUGGUCAUACUGUGUAUGGAAAUAAUAAAACAGUUUCAAAAUUUCAUUCAUCUAAGUUUAAAAGAUGGACACCUUAUUAGUCGUCUUUUUACACAUUAUUAGUUUAAUUCAUGAAAGUAUUGAGAUUUUAAUUUUUUUAAUACCAUUUAGUAGUUUUGCAAAAUAUUGUUUUGAUGUUUGAAAAGAAAUUUUGAUCUAAUUAGGAAAAUAAACUCAAAAUAAUCAUAUGUGUUAUAUUAAACAUGGUUAUUUCUAUUAACAAUAUUGGUUUCAGUUUUUCUUGUUACAAAUGUUUAAUAUUGUAAAUAUAUUACCAGUGGUAGAGCCACUCCUGUAACUAAAAAAACCUAAGAAAAAUAAUCCAACCAAAUGACAUAAUAACAAGAAAAACUGCUAUGUUAAAUUAAAACAAAAUUAAUAGAACACAUAACUAAAAAUCUAAAGCAUCAAGUAAAAAAACCUAAUUAUUUACAAUUUUCCUUAUUCUAUUUACCUCAGGGCUAGAUUUUUUCAAUAAUUGUUAAUUGUGUAAUCAUUUGGUGGUGCUUAAUGUAUCAGAUUUCAAAGAAAUCUCAAAUUAAUAUUUUUGCUAAAUAGGUUAAGUAAAUAAAUAUAUUUUAGAUAGUCUAAUAGGAAGUGCAUUUUAACACACCUAAAUAAGCAUGUAAAAUUAAUUAUUCAAUAUUGUUAUGUAUAGUUUUAUAUUAUGUGAAAAAUCAUUAUAU